Messenger RNA from Chionomys nivalis (European snow vole), 751 nucleotides. RefSeq names its product colon, intestine and stomach enriched 1 (gene Cist1). The record is from RefSeq and is a predicted model, not a curated record. NCBI's taxonomy places the organism in Eukaryota, Metazoa, Chordata, Mammalia, Rodentia, Cricetidae. The coding region runs from base 1 to 675 and encodes 224 amino acids. The transcript has 4 exons.
AUGGCGGGUUCCGGGCUACUGCCGCUGGCGCUGGCCGUGCUGCUGCUAGUGAGACCCAGAGACUCCUCUGUCGUCCUUGUAGUCACAGGUGUUGCCUUUUCAGCAUUCUGGGAAACAGAAGGAACAGAAUCACCUGCCACAAGUCCAGAGUCCACGACUGUCUCCUUCACCUCAAGUGCAGAGUUCAAGACUGUCUCCUCCACCUCAAGUGCAGAGUCCACAUCUGUCUCCUCCACCUCAAGUUCAGAGUCCACAUCGGUCUCCUCCAACUCCCUGAAUCUGGAAGUGACAUCCACUCCAGACUCCAGCUCCGGCUCCACAGGAGCAAACUCAGGCUCAGCCUCCCCAGAACCAGAAACAGCCUCUCUCCCCAGCUCUGGCUUCCCAGGUUCCGAGCCGACCACCAUAUCCCAAUUCACGAGCUUGCUUCCACAAGGUUCACCUACCGUGUCCAGCCCUAGCCAGGAUGCAGACAGCCUGUGGAUCCCCACAGCACACAGGAACCCGGGCGUGGUGAUCGCUGUCUGUCUGCUUGUGUCUGUCUUGCUGGUCGGCUCUGUGCUCACUGCCGUGAGACACUGUAACCGAGAUGCAGCAGCUUUUCAGAAUCUGGACACAGUAUCCAUGGGCAGCGUGAGCCAGAGGCUGCCAUUUGCCGACCACCUACAGUCCUGACUCUCAGAGGCCUGGAGAUGGGGUGGGGAUAACACCUGGGAAAAGCGGUGGCCGGGAAAGUCCCCACUGCACUGAC